AUGGACCCCUGUUGCAUCGAGAAGUCUCCAUCGGCAGAGCUCUCCGAGGCCAUCAACUCCAUGUAUCGGUGGGUUGGGCAAGCCAACGCCUGCUACGUCUACUUGUCCGACAUGGACGUAUUUGGCAGUGACCAAACACUAGAGCAGAAACAAAUGCUGAGGAUGUAUGGCUGGUUCAUUCGCGUCUGGAUACCUCGAGAGGUGGUUGCACCAAGGAAAGUCGAGACUUUUCUAUAG
Molecule: messenger RNA, 237 nt
Organism: Colletotrichum destructivum
Lineage: Eukaryota; Fungi; Ascomycota; Sordariomycetes; Glomerellales; Glomerellaceae
Exons: 1
Coding region: 1-237 (78 amino acids)
Source: RefSeq, a predicted model, not a curated record